GGGGUCAGGUGGGGGUCAGUUAGCGCGGGAGCCCAGCGCGGAGGCUCUUGGGCUGCUGCCCGCCCUGAACGGAAGCCGCUGCGGGACUCAGAAGACGCCAGGAUGGCGACUCCGAGCGGGAAGGCUGCGAUCCCGAGCCCCCAGACUUCCAAGAGGGCUCUCCCGAAAGAUGCUUCCUCUGAGGUCCCGAGCAAGAGAAAGAACUCGAACCCGUCUUCGACGCUUCCGCGGCCAUCCGGGCUCUUCGUGGAGGGUUCAAUCGUGCGCAUCGCCAUGGAGAACUUCUUAACAUACGAUAUCUGUGAAGUGUCUCCUGGGCCCCAUCUGAAUAUGAUUAUUGGAGCUAACGGAACAGGGAAGUCAAGCAUAGUGUGUGCCAUUUGCCUUGGACUAGCAGGCAAGCCUGCUUUCAUGGGACGUGCAGAUAAGGUUGGGUUUUUCGUGAAGAGAGGAUGUUCCAAAGGUUUGGUUGAAAUUGAACUGUUCAGGACUUCUGGAAAUCUUAUAAUCACCCGUGAGAUUGAUGUGAUAAAAAAUCAGUCCUUUUGGUUCAUCAAUAAAAAACCUGUCACCCAGAAAAUAGUGGAAGAACAAGUUGCAGCCUUGAACAUCCAAGUGGGCAAUCUGUGCCAGUUCCUACCUCAGGACAAAGUUGGAGAAUUUGCUAAACUCAGCAAAAUUGAGCUCCUAGAAGCUACUGAGAAGUCAAUUGGUCCUCCAGAGAUGCACAGAUACCACUGUGAACUCAAAAACUUCAGAGAGAAAGAGAAGCAGCUAGAGACCUCUUGCAAAGAGAAAACUGAAUACCUAGAGAAAAUGGUUCAGAGAAAUGAAAGGUACAAACAAGAUGUGGAAAGAUUCUAUGAGCGAAAGCGACAUUUAGAUUUAAUCGAGAUGUUGGAGGCAAAGAGACCAUGGGUGGAAUAUGAGAAUGUACGUCAGGAAUAUGAAGGUGUGAAACUAAUUCGUGACCGUGUGAAAGAAGAGGUCAGAAAACUUAAAGAAGGGCAAAUUCCUAUGACCCGUCGAAUUGAGGAAAUUGAAAGGCAGCGUCGUACUUUGGAAGUUCGAAUCAAAGAAAAGGCGAAUGAUAUUAAGGAAGCAUCUCAGAAAUGCAAACAAAGGCAAGACUGUAUUGAACGGAAGGACAGACAUAUUAAGGAACUCCAGCAGGCCCUGACAGUCAAACAGAAUGAAGAGCAUGACCGGCAGAAGAGGAUAAGUAACACCCGCAAGAUGAUAGAAGAUUUGCAGAAUGAGCUCAGGACUGCAGAAAACUGCGAGAACGUUCAGCCGCAGAUUGAUGCCAUCACAAAUGAUCUGAGGCGAGUUCAAGAGGAAAAGGCGUUAUGUGAAGGCGAGAUCAUUGACAAACAGAGAGAAAAGGAGAUGCUGGAGAAGCAGAAGCGGAGUGUGGGUGAUCAUAUCAUACGUUUUGACAAUCUUAUGAAUCAGAAGGAAGAUAAGCUGAGACAGCGGUAUCGGGACACGUACGACGCAGUGGUGUGGCUGAGAAAUAACAGAGACAGGUUCAAGCAGAGAGUCUGUGAGCCCAUAAUGCUCACGAUUAAUAUGAAAGAUAAUAAAAAUGCAAAAUAUGUUGAAAAUCAUAUUUCUUCAAAUGACCUAAGAGCCUUUGUGUUUGAAAGUCAAGAAGAUAUGGAGAUUUUCCUCAGAGAGGUUCGUGACAAUAAGAAACUAAGAGUAAAUGCUGUUAUUGCUCCCAAGAUUUCAUAUGCAGACAAAGCACCUUCAAGAUCUCUGAAUGAGUUAAAACAGUAUGGAUUUUUUUCAUACUUGCGAGAGUUAUUUGAUGCACCUGAUCCUGUGAUGAGUUACCUUUGCUGCCAGUAUCAUAUUCAUGAGGUUCCUGUGGGAACUGAGAGGACCCGAGAAAGAAUUGAACGGGUAAUACAAGAAACGCGAUUAAAACAAAUUUAUACAGCAGAAGAAAAGUAUGUGUUAAAAACUUCUUUCUAUUCAAAUAAAGUUAUUUCUAGUAACACAUCCUUGAAAGUAGCCCAGUUCCUCACUGUCACUGUGGAUCUAGAACAAAGGAGACACUUGGAAGAACAGCUAAAGGAAAUUAAUAGAAAAUUAGAAGCAGUGGAAUCAGGAUUGGUGGCCUUACGUGAUACGAACAGGCAUCUUGAGCUCAAAGACAAUGAGCUGAGACUGAAGAAGAAGGAGCUUCUUGAAAGAAAAACCAGGAAAAGACAGCUGGAGCAGAAAAUCAGCUCCAAGCUGGCAAGUAUAAGGCUGAUGGAACAGGAUACUUGCAAUCUGGAAGAGGAAGAACGAAAAGCAAGUACCAAGAUCAAAGAAAUAAAUGUUCAAAAAGCAAAACUUGUUACUGAAUUAACAGGCCUUGUAAAGAUUUGCACUUCUUUGCAUAUACAAAAAGUUGAUUUGAUUCUUCAAAAUACUACCGUGAUCUCAGAGAAGAACAAGUUAGAAGCAGAUUACAUGGCAUCAUCUUCACAGUUACGUGCUACAGAACAACAAUUCAUUGAAUUGGAUGAAAAUAGACUGAGAUUGUUACAGAAGUGCAAGGAACUUAUGAAGAGAGCUAGGCAAGUAUGUAACCUGAGUGCAGACCAAGCCGUUCCCCAGGAAUUUCAGACACAAGUACCCACCAUUCCAAAUGGAUACAACUCCUCACCCCCCAUGGCUUUUCAGGAUCUUCCAAACACAUUGGAUGAAAUUGAUGCAUUGCUAACUGAAGAAAGAUCAAGAGCUUCUUGCUUUACAGGACUGAAUCCUACAGUAGUUGAGGAGUACACAAAAAGAGAAGCAGAGAUACAGCAGUUAACUGAAGAACUAAGAGGGAAGAAAGCUGAACUAGAUGAAUACAGGGAAAACAUUUCACAGGUGAAAGAAAGGUGGCUGAACCCAUUAAAGGAGCUAGUAGAAAAAAUCAAUGAGAAAUUCAGCCACUUUUUUAGUUCCAUGCAGUGUGCUGGUGAAGUUGAUCUUCAUACAGAAAAUGAGGAAGAUUAUGAUAAAUAUGGAAUCCGAAUUAGAGUAAAAUUUCGCAGUAGUACUCAGCUGCAUGAAUUAACCCCUCAUCAUCAAAGUGGAGGUGAAAGAAGUGUUUCUACCAUGUUGUAUUUGAUGGCGCUUCAGGAGCUUAAUAGAUGUCCAUUCAGAGUAGUUGACGAGAUUAAUCAGGGUAUGGACCCAAUCAAUGAGCGAAGAGUGUUUGAAAUGGUUGUGAAUACUGCCUGUAAAGAGAACACGUCCCAGUACUUCUUCAUCACGCCAAAGCUUCUGCAAAAUCUUCCUUAUUCUGAAAAGAUGACAGUAUUGUUUGUCUACAAUGGCCCUCAUAUGCUGGAACCAAACCGAUGGAACCUAAAGGCUUUUCAAAGGCGGCGGCGAAGGAUUACCUUCACUCAACCUUCUCAGUGAAAGAAAAGGGAGGGGACUUCAGAGGUUUUUCAUUUAAUUGUUUAUACCUGUGGCUCAAGUGAAUAAAAGUUAGCAGAUUUACUGAAAGAAAAAGAUUGGUUAUUUUUGGAAACCUGCUUUGAAAAACAAAUAGGUUAAUGAAGUGGAGACCACAGUGACUCUGGAACAUUUUCUAGUGAAAAUUAAGUCUUCAAUUUGGGUUCAACUUGACUCAUCAGUC
Acomys russatus (golden spiny mouse) is the source of this 3631-nucleotide messenger RNA. It is a transcript of the gene Smc5, whose product is annotated as structural maintenance of chromosomes 5. Gene Ontology annotation, molecular function: ATP binding; ATP hydrolysis activity. Gene Ontology annotation, biological process: double-strand break repair via homologous recombination. The record is from RefSeq and is a predicted model, not a curated record. Gene Ontology annotation, cellular component: Smc5-Smc6 complex. The coding region runs from base 103 to 3411 and encodes 1102 amino acids. NCBI's taxonomy places the organism in Eukaryota, Metazoa, Chordata, Mammalia, Rodentia, Muridae. The transcript has 25 exons.